Messenger RNA from Ostrinia furnacalis (Asian corn borer), 2597 nucleotides. Its product is annotated as zinc finger protein 2. Gene Ontology annotation, molecular function: RNA polymerase II transcription regulatory region sequence-specific DNA binding; DNA-binding transcription factor activity, RNA polymerase II-specific. NCBI's taxonomy places the organism in Eukaryota, Metazoa, Arthropoda, Insecta, Lepidoptera, Crambidae. Gene Ontology annotation, cellular component: nucleus. The record is from RefSeq and is a predicted model, not a curated record. The transcript has 13 exons. Gene Ontology annotation, biological process: regulation of transcription by RNA polymerase II. The coding region runs from base 88 to 1887 and encodes 599 amino acids.
UGUUUUGAGUGUUUUCUGUAUUUCUUGUGUAAAAAACACAAUUUAAUCAUUGUUUUUGCAUAAUAUAACAUUUACCAAACCUAAAAAAUGGAGGAAAAGGAGAAGCAACGAGGAAAACAUUUUUGUUGUCUCGGUUGUUUGGGUCGAUCAGAUGAAUGUGUGAUUCAGAAUUUUAAAGUACAAAACGAAGCUUUAAAAUCUGUUUUUCAGGAUGAUAGUAUCAGUUUAUGCAGUAUAUGCCUACGGGUCGCCCAACGUGCUGAGUUGUUUAUCCAAAAUGUCCAAAACAACCAAAUCCUACUGGAAACUUUUCAUAAUAAUAUAAUAGACGCAUCAUUCCAAAAAGCCUGUAACCAAACACAGCCUCUUGUAAGCUUGACAUACUGCACACUGGAUGAUAUUGAGGUAGAUGGGACGGACUCGGACGUCAACGAAGUGUAUUCUGUGUUCUGCAGUAGAAGCCACAAGGUCAAAGUUAAGACGGAGAUGAAGGAAGAAGAGAAUGAGUUAUUGGAACACCUUGAGGGGGAAUUCGUUGAUGACGAUGAAUUCCAAGCUCCACUCCAAGAUGUAAAGGAAGAAGAUGAAUUUCCGCUAAAUACUUUGUUGAAGCUGAAAAUGGAACCUGACAGCGAAGAUUCAAACCUCACUAGUAGAAGAACCAAGAAGAAAGCCAAGACGAAACCUGCCAAAGCUGAUAUUCGAAUUAAAAAAACCAUAUCUAAUUCUAUACCAAAAUUAGGGAAGAAAAAACGCAACAAACUAUUUAAGUUCCAGGUAAGUUGCCAACAGAAACAAUAUACAUGUCCAAGAAAGAGUGUAUGGAGGAAAGGAAGAAAAUGUUGCAGAAUCAUAAAUACCUUAACUGCGUGUAUAAGUGCGAGGAUUGUAUCAAAGGAUUCACGUAUAAGGCCAGCUAUGAGAAGCACAUGGAAAAACACAGUGAGGCGAGUGGUGAAUACAUCUGUAAUAUUUGUAAACAAAGAAUGCCCACAGAAGACAAGUUGCAUAGUCACCAAAGAUAUCAUCAGUAGGUACAAAUGCCCGGACUGCGAGCUAGUCCGCAUGUGCCCGGGGACGAUAAGGGAGCAUUACUUCGCGACGCACGCGCAGGGCUACGCCCAGUCCAAGUGUCCCCACUGUCCUAAGAUGUUCAAACGGCCGCGCGCGCUUCGCAAGCACGUGUGCCAAGUGCACAGCACGCGGCCGCGCGUCACGUGCGCGCACUGCGCCAAGAGCUACGCCAACAAGGCCGUGCUCAAGACGCACAUGAUGCUGUUGCACCCCAAGGAAGUAUCAGCGGUGGAAGCUAGCAAGCGCUACGUUUGUCGAGACUGUGGCAAAGGUUUCCACUCGCCGUCCCAUCUGAAGAAGCACAGCUUGACGCACUCCAUCAGAAAGGAUUUCUACUGCGUUGAGUGUGACAAGAGUUUCAAAUCGGAUGAGACACUGAAGCACCAUUUAAAAACUGCGUUGCCGCAUGUCAACUAUUCAGAGUUACCAUUGCCAUGCCAGCACUGUGACAAACGGUUUGCCAUAAGGAGGGAUUUGGACAGGCACAUGAAUAGGGUACAUCUAAACAUCAAGCCAUUCCAAUGUGACAGUUGUGAUAAGGCGUACGUGAACGGCUGGUCACUCACAGAACACAAGCGACUGAUCCACGAGGGCUAUAAGCGACCCUUGAAGUAUCCCUGUAAGCUGUGCGACAAGAUAUUUGACCGCAACUCGAUCCUUAAGAGCCACAUCCGAACGCACACGGGCGAGCGGCCGUACCAGUGCGAAUUAUGCUCGGCGGCCUUCAGCCAGCGCGGCGUGCUCGCGACACACACGCGCCUCGUGCACCUGCGUCUGACGCGCGACGGACGCCCCAAGCCCUCGCUCAAGUAGCACGAUCGUGGCAUUUAGGUUGUAGCUUCGUUACAUUAACUGUGAGCGACUAAGAGAGAGCAUCUCCAAAAUAAAUUAUUUGAUUUGAAUAAAACUUCACGAUGCUCACGCGCGAUGGACGCCCCAAGCGUUCGCUCAAGUAUGAUAUGACACGAUCGUGGCAUUCAGGUGUUAGCUACUUUACGCCAACUGUGAGCAGCUGAGAGCAUUCCUUCGUACAUCUGCGUCUGACGCGCGACGGCCGCCCCAAGCCUUCGCUCAAGUAACGCACGAUCGUGGCAUUCAGGUGUUAGCUACUUUACGCCAACUGUGAGCAGCUGAGAGCAUUCCCUCGUACACUUGCGCCUUUAGCGCGACGGCCGCCCCAAGUCCAUAUGUUGUCCCGAAGUGGUGGUAGGGCAAGCUAUAUUUGGGACGUGUAUAAGUGCCCUACAAAGGGCCUAUGUACUGAAUGUACUGUACUAUACUGAGUACCAAGCCUUCGCUUAAGUAGCACGAUCAUGGCAUUUAGAUUUUAGCUAAAUUACGCUAACUUUUAGCAGCUAAGAGCUUUCCUUUGGACAAGCUUGCCCUAAGCGCCACGGCCGCUCUAAGCCCGCGCUCAAGUUCAGUGGCGCACGAUCGUUUGACUUAGGCCAACAGCCAUAAAUAUUCAUGCGAGGACUGCUUAAGCUCGUACUUAAGUAGCUCACGAUCGUGCAAUCUAGGGU